AUGAGUAUUCAGUAUUUCAGGACAGUAAAUCGUCGUAUUGAAGAAGAGAGGCGGACGAAGUAUUGCGGGACCGCAAGUUUACGAUUAGCGUCUCUACGAUAUCAAGAUCAAGAGUAUAAGCAUAAUGUUGACCCCAAGAUCAAGAAGGCUCAUGUGGAUAGCAUUACGAGAAUGUUUGAUCAAGAGCAUGGCUGUCGUAAAGAAGACGAACGCCAUCAUGUAAAAGCUCUUAUUAGCCAGCAAGAACUUGAAGCGGCAAUACUUCGUGCCUCGAUUACAAUCGAAAGGCUCAAAGCAGAUGUUGUACCGUACCCAGAGCUAGAGUUUCCAAUUCAUGUUAAGAUAGAGUGCCUUGAGGGUCAUGAUCUGCUUGUAGCAGCUGACAAAAAACUUCAAGGGCCGAAUAAAAGAUGGAUAGUUGACCUCUAUCUGGAUGAUCUAAGUGACGAGUUGCGGGUUUCACUCGCUGACGGCUAUGACUACCAGAAGAAACCUGAUAGCGGAGAGCUUUACAUAAAAAUUAGACAGUUCCAAGGUUUUUAUGGCGAGUCGAAUCCUUUUUUUGAGAAAAUGUGGCUAGGUCGACUUGCAACGAAUCUCAACAGCUGGAAUCUAUUUAAAAGGCUCUCAAAAAAUAGAAAAUUUAGCGCAGCAUUUGAUGCGCUCCUAGACGUUCCGAGUUUAUUUGGCGGAUUCAGAUUAAGCGUCAUGCACCAAUUACUCGGAAUGAAAUGCGAUGAACCAAAUCUUGUCUACUUAAGACACAUAUAUACAUGGUGGAAUAAUGUCUGUGAUGGUGAUAAAGAAGUAAUGCGUCAGAUCACAAAAAAAACAAUAGGGGCUCUCCAAGGCAUGGCGCCUGGAGCUUCUUCAACGGACCGCGCCCUGCUCCAAGCGCAACUAAGGAGUGGCAGCAUAUUUGAGAAUUUUUCUGUUUCACAACGCGAAGAGCUCUGGCAGAGAGCUUGCAGCGCCUCACAACAGUGCCUUAUUCCAUCUCUAUUCACCUUUUUUGAGGAUCGAAAGUUUCUUAAUGAUGCUGCCGGAUGUAUAAUGAAGAUUCUUGAUGUAAACGAAAAUAGUACAAUAAUUAGCUCUCUAGAAGAAAUUUUCAGCGAUACAAACCAAGAAGAAGGCAAAUGCGUCAUUCAGCUGUCUGAGACAGAAUUUGGAACUAUCGCAGGUGACAGUAAUAGACGCCUAGAUCUCGGAAUUCGGCAGUUAUGGCUAGCAGCUUUCCGUAACUACCGGGAAUUACCAGCAGGAACGCAAAAGAGCGACACGAAACUACGUUGA
Molecule: messenger RNA, 1296 nt
Organism: Trichoderma asperellum CBS 433.97
Lineage: Eukaryota; Fungi; Ascomycota; Sordariomycetes; Hypocreales; Hypocreaceae
Source: RefSeq, a predicted model, not a curated record